AUGGCGGACUUUGUAGAUGAUUAUGACUUGUUUGUAGCAGACCCAGAGCCAUAUCUGUUUGAACCCGAGUACACGGAGGAGGAAUUAGCUCUUAUGGACCGUAAAUCCCUCAACUCAGAAUUUCUUCAGGGUCCUGAUUUGACCAGCACACUAUUCAAUGUCCUCACCAGAUUUCGCCAAGAGCCUGUAGCAGUUAUGACAGAUAUCAAAGCAAUGUUUCACCAGGUCAGAGUGUCAAGAUCAAAUGUUGACUUCUUGCGAUUCCUCUGGUGGCCAGGUGGUGAUGACAGUAUGCCUGCUGUGGAACAUCGAAUGGUGGUACAUCUAUUUGGGGCGGUCUCAUCCCCCAGUUGUGCUAACUUUGCUCUAAGGCAAACAGCCAAAGAUAACAAAGACUGUUUUCGAACUGAGGUGAUAAGUACUGUUGAGAACAACUUCUAUGUAGAUGAUUGCUUGAAGUCACUUCCAACAGAGCAUGAUGCAGUAGCACUGGUAAAAGACCUCACAUCUCUCUGUCAAACAGGAGGAUUCCACCUCACAAAGUGGGUGAGUAACAGUCGCACUGUUCUUGAACACAUUCCAAAGGAAGACAGAGCUCUGAAUGUAAAGGAAUUGGAUCUCGACAGGGAAAAGCUUCCCACUGAAAGAGCUCUUGGAUUGUUGUGGUGCGUAGAGAAUGAUGUGUUUAAGUUCAACAUCACUGUCAAGUGCAAAUCCCACACCCGAAGAAACUUACUAUCAGUUGUGAGUUCCAUAUAUGAUCCACUUGGAUUUUGAGUCCCUUUACUCUACCUGCCAAUACUUCUCCAAGACCUCUGUAGGAGCAAAUGUGGUUGGGAUGAGGAAAUACCACAGACUGCAGUAGAUAAGUGGACAAAGUGGAUUAAGGAUCUUGACGAGAUACAAGAUUUCAGAGUGGUACGUUGUGUAAAACCAACUGGUUUUGGAACAUUGAAGCAAGCAGAGCUGCAUCAUUUCUCCAAUGCCAGUGAACAAGGAUAUGGCAUUGUGAGUAAUUUAAGACUGACUGAUGAUAUCCGCACUGUACAUGUGUCUUUCAUGUUGGGGAAAGCCAGAGUGGCCCCAAUUAAGCAAGUCACAAUUCCACGUCUAGAACUUACAGCCCCAGUUCUAGCAGUCAGAGUGGACAUCAUGGUAAGGAAGGCAUUGGAGCUAAAUCUGAAAAACUCAACAUUUUGGACUGAUAGUCAGUCAGUGCUGAAAUAUGUUGCAAAUGAGAAUGCAAGAUUCCGCACAUUUGUAGCUAAUAGGAUCUCUGUUAUUAGAGAAAACACAGAUGUAACACAGUGGAAAUUUAUCAGAACAAAGCAGGACCCUGCUGACCUAGCAUCAAGAGGGGUGAGUGCCAGCACAUUGGUGAAGUGCAAGGAGUGGAUCCAUGGACCAGACUUUCUAUGGAAGAAAGAAGAGGAAUGGCCUAAAGGAAUGGCCUCCGUGGGACCAUGUCUCUCUCUCUAGAUGAUCUUGAAGUUAAAAGGAACACCACUGUGUAUAGUACCAUCAUUAAAGACAAGGAAAAUCCUACCAGCCCAACUACUUAAGUUGGACAAAGCUGAAGAUGGCAGUAGCAUGGUUCUUGAAGUUCAAGAAUAUCCUUCGCUUGCUCAAUGCAAAAAGAAAAGAAGUACAGGCAACCUGCGUGAAUAAGGACACUCAGAGCCAAAACAAGGUAUGCAAUGAAAUUAAAGCAUUCAAGACAUCACUUGGAGGACAAUCCAUAACUCUGGAUGAUCUCUUGAAAGCAGAAAAGGCCAUUGUGGAGUUUUGCCAUACACGAACAGCUUGGACAUGCUGGCAGAAACCAUGUUCUCUCACACCUGAGAAAGAAAUAUUGGAUUAUAAAUGCCAAUUCUGCAGCCCGCAAAGUUCUUUCUAAAUGUGUGGUGUGCAAGCGUGUAAGAGGAAAGAUUGGAGAACAAAAGAUGGCAGAUUUACCAAAGUAAAGACUACAAGCUGAUCUUCCACUUUUCAGCAAUGUUGGCAUUGACUACUUUGGACCUUUCGAGACAAGAAGAGGUAGAAGUCAAGUAAAAAAGUAUGGAGUCAUUUUCACUUGCAUGACAAGCAGAGCAGUUCACCUUGAAAUGGCUCACUCACUGAACACUGAUUCCUGCAUUGACGCUUUAAGACGAUUUAUAGCCAGAAGAGGUCAAGUACUGGAUAUUCGAUCUGACAACGGAACUAACCUGGUGGGUGCAAAAAGAGAGUUACA
Molecule: messenger RNA, 2233 nt
Organism: Megalobrama amblycephala (Wuchang bream)
Lineage: Eukaryota; Metazoa; Chordata; Actinopteri; Cypriniformes; Xenocyprididae
Source: RefSeq, a predicted model, not a curated record